Betta splendens (Siamese fighting fish) is the source of this 3911-nucleotide messenger RNA. RefSeq names its product transmembrane protein 151Bb (gene tmem151bb). Lineage: Eukaryota; Metazoa; Chordata; Actinopteri; Anabantiformes; Osphronemidae. Bases 393 to 1883 code for a protein of 496 amino acids. The transcript has 2 exons. The record is from RefSeq and is a predicted model, not a curated record.
CAGCUCCCAUUAGCCCGCCGCUCCACGCGCUGCAUGGAGCGCAACCCGAGCAGACGCUCAGAGCCGCUCGUUCAGCCCAACGGCCGAAGACACCGUCAGCUACGAUCAUGUUAUUGCGGCACUGACAGCUCAACCUGAAACGGCACAAUGCGGGAUUUCCCGUAGACACACCCCCGCUUUUUUCCCCAUUUUCCAGCCACCGGAAUCGGCGUUUUACUGACCAACAUGCGUCCGUGAACUCGUCGCGAGCUUCUGUGCGGGUGGAGUAUCUGUCAGUGAUAGCAGAUGUAAUGCACGCCUAAGAAGGAGCUCAUCAUUGUUUGAGGGAAGCUGCAGAGAAAGGAAGUGAAUCCCCUGCUCCACGCCCUGUCGGUGCCAUCAGUACCUGAAACAUGUCCCCUCCAGCGUCGGCCGCGACAGCGAGUGAAAGCAGUGCGACCACUGUUUUGGAGGAGGACGCCAGACAGGAGCAGCAACGACCCCUGAAACAAUCGCUGAGCAAGUCUCUAUGUCGAGAGAGUUUCUGGAAAUGCCUACUUCUGUCCAUUCUCAUGUAUGGCUGCAUGGGAGCCAUGGUUUGGUGUCACGUUACCAAGGUGACCCGCCUCACUUUUGACAGCGCAUUCAAAGGGAAAUCCAUGAUGUACCACGACAGCCCCUGCUCUGAUGGCUACAUCUACAUCCCCCUGGCGCUGCUGGGCAUGCUCUAUCUGGUGUAUCUGGUGGAGUGCUGGCACUGUCACGUCAAGAACGAGCUGCAGCACAAAGUGGAUGUGGAGGGGAUCUCCGAGCGCAUCCAGAGGAUGCAGGAAGCCAAACCCUGCAUUUGGUGGAAGGCCAUCAGCUACCACUACGUCCGCCGAACUCGACAAGUCACGCGCUACCGCAACGGGGACGCUUACACCAGUACUCAGGUUUACCAUGAGCGCGUCAACACGCACGUGGCUGAAGCCGAGUUUGACUAUACUCACUGUGGCGUCAAGGACGUUUCAAAACAGCUGCUGGCCUUGGAGAAAUCAGCUCUGACCAAGAUGCGGUUCACAAAGUGCUUUAGCUUUGCCAACGUAGAGUCAGAAAACUCCUACCUUACACAGCGGGCACGGUUCUUCACUGAUAAUGAGGGUCUUGAUGACUACAUGGAAGCCAGAGAGGGCAUGCACCUGAAGAACAUUGAGUUAAAGGAGUAUGUGAUGGUGCUGUCUGACCCGGAUCGCCACCCCUGGUACCUGUCCCAGUACGUCUUCUGGGCUGCCUCAUUCCUCACGUUCUCCUGGCCUCUCAGAGUCUUCACCGAGUAUCGCACUGCGUACGUCCACUAUCGUGUAGAGAAGCUCUUCGGGCACGAUUAUCUCCCCGUGACCCCGUGUGACGAUCGACCGUAUUGGCGCCGCAUCCCUCGCGUUAACACCAUCGACAGCACAGAACUGGAGUGGCACAUUCGGUCCAACCAGCAACUGGUGCCCAGCUACUCCGAGGCCGGCCUGAUGGACCUGGCCCAGUGCCCUUCCAGCUUUAACGGGAUCCGUCAGAACUGUGAGCGCUGCCACAGAGCCGUCAGCUGCUCCUCCGUGUUCUCCAGGAGCGCCCUCAGCAUCUGCACGGGCGCCAGCUCCCGCAUCCCCUUCAGCGGAAGCCGCUUCUCGCUCGCGAGGCGCUACGGGUCCCAGCGGAGCUGCUUCUGGAGGAGCGGCAGCCUGGAUGACCAGGAGAGCCCCAGCGAAAACACCCGCUGCCUGUCAGAGCGUUUCACCACGGAUGAAGAAGAGCCCCCAGACUACGAAGACGCCCUCUGCUACCCGGUGCUAAUUGUCCACUGCAGCGAGAAUUGCCACAACCACAGGUCUUUCCACAGAAAUGGCUCAUGUGUGGAGACUUCCUUAUGACUAUGCAGCGACUGACAACAACUGUGGCAUAUGUGUAGCAGACAAACACAACUUCAUGCUGUACUGUUAAACUAAAAAAAACAAAUACCUGAAUCCUGAAUGUGUGAGUCACCAAAGCAAUAACAAUGAUUUGAUGGUUAGAGGACAACAAGAACAUCUGCUCUGCGUCUAUUAGAAACCAAGAUUGUUAGGCCACCCAUAAUUGACACAGCUUUUAGGGUCUCAAACUGUCUGUACAGUAGAUAAAACCUCAUAAGACCAAGAACCCAAUGGACGGAUCAGUCAUCACAAAAACUGAGUCAUUCAAACAAACAGAUAAGACAAGACUAGAGAAAGGCAGGUGCUGUUGGUGAGCUUCGUUAUAUUUCCAUGUGAAGAAUAGUCAGGAGAAGUUUCUUCUAGUUUAUCCUGAUCUUAAUUAUAGCAAUAACCGUACACACCUUUCAUACAUAUGAAAACAAGUAUUUCUGCUUAUGCAUUUUACAAUGAGACUGUUUUUUUUACAGAAACCUCAAACUCAAAGGAUAAAAGGACUCUUCACCACUUAUAGAACUGUUGUUUUAGAUUUUUGAUCGUUUUCAUUUCCUAAAUUGAAUUGUUCAAUUAAUAAUAUAAAAGUGUAAAAUUUACUUUUUUGAUACACCUACUCUUUUCAACAUGUUUCAUCUAUAUCAGCGUGUGACAAACGUCUGAUCAAUUUAUGCUGUAAUACAGACUUGGAGUAUUUGGUUUAACAGAUAACAAACACAGCUGCCAUUGAGUUGGACCGGUUGGUGCUAUGUGGCAGCUCCAGUGUCGACAUUGUCUGCAGGGAGAUAAGAAACCACAAACAGAGUCGCUAGGAUUUAACAGUGCUGAGAAACCCAGACAUUCUGGAGCAAUAUAACUGUGAAUUCAUGAGUCAUCAGAAACACACUGAACGAAUCUUCAGCAGCUAUGGAAGAAACGCAUCCUUCUGUAAUUCCAUAAGUCACAUCAUAAGAAAAGAAAACACUGGUCAAGUAGGAAAACAUCCUGACCAGAAUGAAUCUGAAUGUAAACCACCAGCAAAUUAGUUUGUAGUGUGUGUCUGUUAUACAUCUAUCUGAAAUGAAUACUGCUAUAUUUUAAAUUUUAAAUUAAACAGUGAUUUCACAGGAUGGGCUUAAAGGGUCAAAAGGGCAAAGCACACGCCAGGGUCUCAUCUCAAUUUCUCAGACUGGGGCUCUGCAUGUUGUUGUGUGAAUUAUAUGAAGGACUCUUUUAUCAAUUGAUAAAUAAUAUUAUAUGCAAGGAUGUAAAUGCACACAUUUACAUUGCGAUAUCAUAAAAACCUAAUACUGACAUUUUUAUAACAUCAGGACUAUUGUAUGCAUUUGUUGCUGUUAUCUUGUUUUCAGCGUAUUGAUACCAGUAUUAUGCACUUGAAGUUACACUGUAGACAUUAAGAAUUGUGGUGAAGAUGAAUGUUGAUGUAAAUUCUUUUAAUGUAAUAAAAAGUAUUAAGCAGAAAGUAAAAAACAACUUGAUGGCAUUUAAAACCUCUGUCUCAUUUGUAAUGUCUAAAUAAAUAAUAUGAUUACAUGGGUUGUGCAAGUAACUAUAUGUACUCAAAUUUAUCAUAUGCUGGAAAAAAUCAAAGUUGCAAUAAAUGUCUGGGAAUAACUGUUGCAUAGUAAACACAUGUUCUUAAAUUGGAUGUAAAAACUAGCUGGGAAAAUCCAAGUGGUGUAAGACUGUUUGUGCAAAGAGUCCAGUCGUUUGGUAUAUACUUUAUUCAUUAUUUUAAUUAUUGGUGUUUCUUUGACUUUAAAUUUGACUAAUGAACUUUGAUUGCAGAUUGCUACAAUACUCGAAUAAGCCUUUAUGGUCCUUUAAUUUCAAUUAUGUCUAGCUGCUGGUGUAGAGCAAUCAGGCUAAAUACAGAAACGAGUGAGCAAUGAUCGCACCAAUAAAAUGGGCAAAUGAAAUAUAAAAUAUGGAACAUUGUCUUCAGUUUUGUGUCUAAAUGUAAAAUAAUAAAUAAAGAACGGCUGGAAUUUUUUUUUA